AUGAAAACUAUAAAAGGAAGCCUUCUGCUUUAUGAUCGUACGAGACCACAGCUUAAGAUUCAACGAAAAGUCUUAAAUUUAAAAGCAUGUCAGGCGUUAUAUGUCCGUUUUCCUAGUGGAAAAAAGUCAAACGACAGUCCAAUUUUAAUCUCUAUUCAAACUUCAAGUCGUAAAUUCUACUGCAAUUUAAGUCAAGUUAUGGCUACAGCCUACAACGCGCUUGCGAAAAUUUAUGUUAUUAAUGUGUCUUGA
Messenger RNA from Clunio marinus, 252 nucleotides. The record is from the annotation of a GenBank genome assembly. NCBI's taxonomy places the organism in Eukaryota, Metazoa, Arthropoda, Insecta, Diptera, Chironomidae.